Messenger RNA from Lepus europaeus (European hare), 1907 nucleotides. RefSeq names its product dolichyldiphosphatase 1 (gene DOLPP1). NCBI's taxonomy places the organism in Eukaryota, Metazoa, Chordata, Mammalia, Lagomorpha, Leporidae. Gene Ontology annotation, cellular component: endoplasmic reticulum membrane; intracellular membrane-bounded organelle. Gene Ontology annotation, biological process: protein N-linked glycosylation; lipid biosynthetic process. The coding region runs from base 31 to 747 and encodes 238 amino acids. Gene Ontology annotation, molecular function: dolichyldiphosphatase activity. The record is from RefSeq and is a predicted model, not a curated record. The transcript has 8 exons.
CUGCUCGGCGAAACCCGGUCUCCGGGUAAGAUGGCAGCGGACGGACAGUGCUCGCUCCCCGCUUCAUGGCGGCCAGUGACCCUCACCCACGUCGAAUAUCCUGCAGGUGAUCUCUCUGGACACCUCCUCGCCUACCUGAGCCUCAGCCCCAUCUUUGUCAUCAUUGGCUUCGUGACCCUCAUCAUAUUCAAGCGGGAGUUACACACCAUCUCGUUCCUUGGAGGCCUGGCGCUGAACGAGGGGGUCAACUGGCUGAUCAAACACGUCAUCCAGGAGCCCCGGCCCUGCGGAGGCCCCCACGCAGCAGUGGGCACCAAGUACGGGAUGCCGUCCAGCCAUUCCCAGUUCAUGUGGUUCUUCUCCGUCUAUUCCUUCCUCUUCCUGUAUCUGAGAAUGCACCAAACAAACAACGCCAGGUUCCUGGACCUGCUGUGGAGGCACCUGCUCUCCCUGGGGCUCCUCACCGCAGCCUUUCUGGUCUCCUACAGCAGGGUCUACCUGCUGUACCACACCUGGAGCCAGGUGCUGUAUGGGGGCGUCGCUGGAAGCCUCAUGGCUAUCGCCUGGUUCGUCUUCACCCAGGAGGUCCUCACCCCGUUGUUCCCCAGGAUAGCAGCCUGGCCCAUCUCCGAGUUCUUCCUCAUCCGAGACACGAGCCUCAUUCCCAACGUGCUCUGGUUUGAGUACACAGUGACCCGGGCAGAAGCGAGGAACAGACAGCGCAAGCUGGGGACGAAACUGCAGUGAGCAGAGGGCGUGGCUGGGCCCAGCUCCAGAUCUGGCCUACACCACGCCUCGCAGGACGGACGGGAUGAUGGACAGCAGGAGGACGGACAGAGGGACGAAGCUGAGACCUCUACAGACCCCAGUCACCAAGUGGAGCCUUUUUUUUUCUUAUUUUAAUUUUGAUGAACAAGGUGGACCAAAGGGCUGAGCCGGCCCCUCUGCCAGGACCCUGGAGGACCUGCUGCUUGGGGACCACAUGGCCGGAGACCCUCCCUGCACUGCUGCCGGCCCCCCGCCGGGCGGAACGUGCCCUCGGUGUGGGCACCAGGGCGCCAGGGAGAGGACGAGGGCUUGCGCCUCUGGUCUCGGGGCAGGGUUCCGGGGGCGUGACGAGUACCUACUAUUUAUUUUUUGGUUUUCUCCAAGGCGGAUGGGAUUUCCGAGGUGGGGCCUGAAGGGCCCGUUCUGGGUACAGUGGGGCCCGGGCUGCAGCCCGCCUUGUCCUGGGCCUUUAGGGUGGCCCAGCAGGGGUGGGGGCCAGGAGUGGAGCACCCGAGCCCCCCCUCCCCGCCACUGUGCCAUUCCAGUGUUUCCCUGUCUGGGGGCGGCUGCGAUUGGGGUGUACCCGGCGUGGACCCUGCAUCACAAGGGCUUUCUCUGGUCCCGUGCCCAUGACGACAGCCCCUCUCUCUGACAAGCGCCCGCGCCAGCUGGCGGGCACGCCUCAGCCGUUCCCAGCUCGCUGACCUGCCACCCGGUGGUGGGCCCUCCUCCCCACGCAGACAGAAGGCCGCAGGAGCCGGGCGAGGGGAGCCGGGCAGUGGGCGCCCGCCGGGCCGUCCUGGCCGCCCCUCCCCCACAGCCCGGGGGAGGGCCGCGGCUCCUGCUGCGGGACGGGGUGCCCCGUGUCCCCCCGCUGCGUUGAGGGCCCCAUCUGCUGAUGAAGCACAACGUUCCGGUGCUUUCUUCCCUCUUUGUUGGAGACAGUGUCCAAAAGCCAUUCCGGACGCCAGGGCCAGGGGCUCCCGGAGGCAGGUCGGGCCCCACCCCCCUUCCCUUCUUGUUUUUAUUUUGUACUUUUUGCCUGAGACAAGCCAAGUGUGAGGUGGUUUGACUUCAGAAAAAUCAAUGAAAUUGUUUACUAUCGUUUUAAAAUAAAACCUGAAACUCGGGUGGCCUGA